AAGAAGAAUCGCGGAAGCGGGGAGAGGUUUCCUGACGGAUCACCGGGCUAACGGAGCAGCAAGCCAAGCUAACAGCCGUCUGAGCACCAGUUUAACAGGUUUAUACCGUCAGACAGAAACCCAGACCGAAGAUUCAAGAUGACAGCCGCACCUUACAACUACUCCUACAUCUUCAAAUACAUCAUCAUCGGUGAUAUGGGUGUAGGGAAGUCUUGUCUGCUGCAUCAGUUCACAGAGAAAAAAUUCAUGGCCGACUGUCCUCACACCAUCGGGGUGGAGUUCGGGACGCGGAUCAUGGAGGUCCACGGUCAGAAGGUGAAGCUGCAGAUCUGGGACACGGCGGGUCAGGAGCGCUUCAGGGCCGUCACCAGGUCGUACUACCGCGGGGCCGCCGGCGCCCUCAUGGUGUAUGACAUCACCAGGAGAAGUACUUAUAAUCACCUCAGCAGCUGGUUGACAGACGCCAGGAACCUGACCAACCCAAACACAGUGAUCAUCCUGAUUGGUAACAAGGCGGACCUGGAGGCUCAGAGAGACGUGACGUACGAGGAGGCCAAACAGUUCGCUGAAGAGAACGGUUUGCUGUUUUUAGAGGCCAGCGCUAAAACAGGGGAGAACGUGGAGGAGGCCUUCCUCGAAGCAGCUAAGAGGAUUUACCAAAACAUCCAAGACGGCAGUCUGGACCUGAACGCAGCCGAGUCGGGAGUCCAGCACAAACCGUCUGCGCCGCAGGGAGGCCGCCUCAACGCCGACAGCCAGCCGGCCAAAGAAGGCUGCAGCUGCUAACCACAGACACGAACUACAGACCCACCGAACAGACGGACGGACGGACAGACAGAUACGUACACAGAGAUCCACCAGACAUGCGUCUUCUAUCCAGAGUGCAUCAGACUGGAUCACACUCAACAGUCAGACCAGCUGUUGAGUUCAGCACCCAAAAUAAGAUUCAACCAUCCUCCCCCAAACCAGACAUUUACCAGCCUUGGUUCAAUCAGGACUCACAAACCCACCAAAUCCAGGUACUAUCCAAUUUUGAUCAGUGUUGGACUCUCAAAUCAGGAUCGGCCCAGACCUGAACUGGAUCCUGGAUCAAGCUGGGUCUCAUUCCAGCUCAGUCACCCGACAACCCUUCCCCCAAACCUGGACUACCCUCCAGAUCCUGCUCCAGGGAGGGUUGAGAGGUUGUCGGGACUACCCUGGUCACUAUUGUUCUCAAGAGACAAAAGAAGAUAGAGGGUUGCCUUAGUUCUGUUUCUGGACAUUGCAAUGGACACAUGCAGAGCCGAGGCUGAACAUGGACCCCAGGUCCAAGUCCAGAGUGCCCUCAGCUCACGUCCAGACCUGCUCCACCAAAAGGUACAGCUCUAAGACCAGCACCAGACCUCCUUGUUACUGGACUUCCCUCUCGACCCCCAUCUCUAAAAUAUCAGUAGCCCAAAUCCAAGUCAGGUCAUCCCUCAAAUUUUGGACCCCUCCUGUCCUGAACACAAAACACUGUAUGCAUAAAGACAAGUAAAGAUGGAAGGCUCAAACCCGGAUUACCCAAGUACGAACUUUGGACAUUCCUGUGGAUGGGUUGAAAGCCUCGCCCCAAGCUGCACUGAGCCCGACCUUACCCCACAUCUGGACUUUAUUGGCCCAAACUGGACCUUUGCCUGGAUUAGGACCCCCCUUAGCCCACAAACCAACAACUAUUUGACCCAACUUAAGUAAGGGUAGUCCAACACCUAAACACCAAUGAGACCAACGUUUGAACCCGCAGCCCAAAGCUGGACUUCACUUAAAAUCAGCCAAGAUCCAACUCUGACAUUUUGAGCCUGGACUUCUCGUUCCAAAUCCAGGACCCCCUCCAGCCCAGAUCUUAUAUCAUAUUUAACUAUAAUCUGAUCUGCUAUAAACCCACCUCUGACCUUCACUCUUUGAUGUGGACUUUUGGACUCAUCAGCGUUCGGUGUGACAUGUCAUCUGUUCAGUUGGAAGCAUCUUAAACAUUCUUGCUUCAAAUUCAUUAAUUCUAACACGGAGCGGCCUCGGCGUCUGAACACACCUCUGGAUUCUUUCUUCCUCUGCUCGAGUUCAUGCAGCAAACUCAUCGUCACCUGUUCGUUAAGCGUGAGUUUCCAGAAAACACAGUGAGCUGCUGACGUGGAUCAGAUCAGAUGCAUUUGCACUGCGGUUGGCGAUGGAGGAGCUUUUUAAAAAAAGAAAUCUGACAAAAUAACUCUGAGAAUGUAAUUUGGCCUGCGUUUGAAAACUUUUAUGAAGGACUGUGAUAAAUGGCGAGCGUGCAGUUUGAAGUAUGGGGCAGUAAUUGGGCAGACAGAUCUGAUGGCUCCAAGUACCUUCAGGAUCCAGUGUUUUGGAGUUUGUCCCAAAUGAGGUUGUUGGAGUCAGGAUGUCUCGGCCCUCGCUGCUUCAGUUUUGACCCGUCCUUUCUUUGACACGUCUCUUGCAGGUUCCCAACCUCAUAAGUGCAAUAUUAAAAGUGUUGUGCACUAUGAGUAAACUCGUUCGGUCACCUUAAAACACAGCUGGAACGCUCACAAAGAAAAAUCAGUAAAUGACAUCAGGAAACAGCCAAGAUUUUUUUUUUAAACUGACCUGAGACCCGAGCCGAAUCCAAAGUCCAUAAAAUGCUUUGGGUCAACGAUGUCUAUCCGAAAUGUUCUCAAGAUCCAAAAUCUAGUAACCCAGCGGCGGUCAGUCAGCUGAUGGUUCAGAGUUCUGGGGUUCUUGUGCAGCUGGCAGGUGAUGAGAUAACAGAUAUCCGGACAGAUACUUUCUCUUUGUGCACUGGUUAUUAUUGACAGUCCGAUUAGCAACUUGAGAUACAAGAAUGAUGUUGGACCUGAGAGUUAAUAUGCUUAAGAACGGGCGGGUGGGUCGGCCCUGUUAAUAGUUUCCAAGAUUGUGUUUUGGUGAAUGCGUUACCCUUCUCUUGCUCUGCAUUCAGAGAGUUUACCUGCAACCAAAGGCUGAUUAAUAUUGAUUUGUCAGUACGACACAAAAGAAGAACUGAAACUAGAACACUUCAGAAUCACCAAAAUCUUGUCCUGUAGCCUACAGAUUCUAGACAUCCUAUGCAGAUAUCUAUUUAUGAAGAUCUGUUUGAAGAACCUACCUGACCAAAUGACUGAACAUUGUUCAGACCUGGCAUUAGUUCGGUUCUUGGUUCAGUCUGUUUAACAAACCUGUGUUCUGACAGGAACCCCGACUCUGCAUCUCCACACUUGCCCCUUUUUCCAUUUUUUUUAGCUAAAUGCUUUGAAUAUUGAUGGUAAUUCGAAGAGAGGAAGCAGCUGAUUGAUGAAGGUGAUGAUGAAGACUAAAUUGGUACCUGAACCAGAAUGUGGAUCAAAGUUCAGAGUCUAUUUUUAUUACUUUUGUCUUGUUGAUUUCUUUUUUUUUGUUUGUUUCUUUUUGAUGUCCCAGCUCCCCUUAGUGGCCCGUUUGUUGCGUCAAGCGCGUGUUAAGGAAAGUAAAAAGUGGAAGCAACUCGAAUUCUGCUUUAUUACAGCAAAACAAAAAUAUUUGGAAAGUUUUACCUCCCAACCUAACAUCAGACUAUUUCCAGCUUAAACUGGCCGAGCCUUGAUACCCUGAGGUCUUUAAAGUUUCAUCAACUAACUGAUUCAAAGUCGAAAUGCAUAAAAGUAAAUCAUAAUGUUAAUAGUGUGAUCCAGCUAGUUCUGUCUGUCAGCACAUUUUGUUCCUUAAACAUUCCAGCAUUAACCAGCUCCAGAAUAAACUUUCUAUCACACUUUUAAAAUAUUAAAAUUCUGUGGUCUUUGAUUAUGAUUAUAUUUUUGGUCACUAGAGGGGAGAACCAAACCAAAACAAGCCGACAGAGUGACAUUUAAUGUUUCAGAUUUACACUAAACUCUUCUGGAUCUCUGCGGUUCAGAUCCUGGUCCGGUGGUCUCGCUCAGAUCUCGUGUACAUAUCCGUCACUGAUCCGGUUAUUAACCCCCGGUUCUGUUUGUGAGUCCAGACGUCACUGAAGACACCAGAACCGCUUCAACACAGAACCUGCUCUCUAACUGUGUCCACAGCCGUCUGAACCAGCGGCGGUUCACCCGUCUCUGUCCUCUGAUUGGUGGACGGCGGCCUUCAACUGUGAUGCUUGAUUUCUGAAUGAAGCCUCCUCCCUCCACCUUACAACACAUCAGACUCCUGUUUUCAGUUUUAUCACCUAAUAACCUGCACGCCGCACGCACUGGGGUACAAAAAACAUUCUUUAGGAAGAGAAGAAACGUUUUAUUAUUGUUGAGGCUUUUUUGAAAGAUUUUAACGAGUUUCCAGAAACCAAAGGGUCACAGACGAGAAGUCACCGAAGAAAAACCUGCAGUUUAAAGUUGUGACCGCCGCCUUAAGCUUCCCUCGCCAAAGGAAAACAAACAUUUAAGAAAUAAUUCAAAAAUAAUUAAUAAACAACAGCAGAGCUGGUCCUGCAGGGGGCAGUGUUGCUGCAGAUUUUAUUUUUAACAGCGCAGCAAAUUCCUAAAUUUUAUCGGAAACAUUUAAAAAUUCCUAACAGCUGAAUUUCUUCUCAUAACGAUGAACAUCGCCGUGCUGUACGUUGCUUUUUUAAUUAAUAUGUUGCAGAAACGGCAUUUUAAAUCUUUACACUAAUCGGCCAGCAGGAGGCGCUGUGGACGCUUGCUGGCUGUGAAACGCUCUGUACAUUUUAUCUUUUUUUUUUUCUUGUAAUGUCUGUUGAUUUUUCUGUCUGCUAAAGUAAAAACAUGCUUCUUAUGAUUCUUUGAUUAUUUAUAUUCUAAAUCUGUAAUGAUUUUCUUCAGCUGUACCUUUUCAUUGUACGACGGCGGGGACGCAGCUCUUUGUAAAUAAAGUAUAUAUCCUGUAUAUAC
This is a messenger RNA of Centropristis striata (black sea bass), 4871 nucleotides long. Its product is annotated as ras-related protein Rab-14-like. The record is from RefSeq and is a predicted model, not a curated record. Bases 139 to 786 code for a protein of 215 amino acids. Gene Ontology annotation, biological process: Golgi to endosome transport; endocytic recycling; phagosome maturation. Lineage: Eukaryota; Metazoa; Chordata; Actinopteri; Perciformes; Serranidae. Gene Ontology annotation, cellular component: recycling endosome; phagocytic vesicle; trans-Golgi network. The transcript is spliced from 8 exons. Gene Ontology annotation, molecular function: GTPase activity; GTP binding.